This is a messenger RNA of Cyclocybe aegerita, 678 nucleotides long. The record is from the annotation of a GenBank genome assembly. Lineage: Eukaryota; Fungi; Basidiomycota; Agaricomycetes; Agaricales; Hemipholiotaceae.
AUGUCCCGUGCGUUCUGCAUCCCUGGCAUCCUCUUCCUUCUCUGUGCCUUUGUUCUCAACUUCCUCGUUUCCAUCUCCCUACCAUAUCUUACGGCGCUCGACAUCGCUCGCACGCACUUCGGUGAUGGCGCCAUUCAGCAGACGAACGUCCAGGGAAUCGCGGAGAUUCGAUUCGGCAUCUGGGCACCAUGCUACUAUAACACAAACGAUGACAGGACGUGCUUAAGGACCGGCCAUGGGUACAGCGUUGAAAUCGCCAACACAAGACAAACGGAGGCUAUCACCGUCAAAUCUUCGUGGACCCGCGGACUUGCAGUCCACCCUGUUGCCGCUGCUGCCACCUUCGUUGCGCUCCUGCUUUCCUUCUCCACCCACGUCACCGUGACGCUCCUCGCAUCUUUAGUCUCGUUCCUCGCGGCGUUAAUAACUCUGAUCGCAUUCGCCAUCGACAUCGCGCUCUACGCUCUCGUGAGGCAUGAGAUGAAGAAGCUAGAAAUCGGCGCUAAUACCAACACCGCCCCAGGUUUCUGGAUGACCCUCGUCGCACUGGUCCUUCUCCUCCUCGCUGGAUGCACUGUCUGCUUCGGACGCCGAAGGGACCGCCUUUCUGGUGCAACGACUACAUCCACCCAUACGAAGCCCUCGUUCUUGGAUCGCUUCCGCCGCACUAAGGCCUAA